CUUGCCUAUGAUCAGCCAGCCGAACUGUCAGUGUCAACUAGUGUCAAGGCAUUGUCAGUUUUGAAAUUGGAUUGUUGAUUGCUAGAAAUCCAAAAUGCAACCGCAGAUCCUAGUUCUGAAGGAGGGUACGGACCAGUCGCAGGGACGUCCGCAGCUGAUCUCCAACAUCAAUGCAUGCCAGCUUGUUGUUGAUGCGGUACGCACAACACUGGGGCCGCGCGGCAUGGACAAACUCAUUGUGGACCACAGCGGCAAGGCAGUCAUCUCCAAUGAUGGAGCCACCAUCAUGAAACUCUUGGACAUUGUACACCCCGCGGCGAAGACUCUCGUCGACAUCGCCAAGUCGCAAGAUGCUGAGGUGGGAGACGGCACCACUUCAGUGGUGAUCCUAGCCGGGGAGCUCCUUAAGCGGCUCAAGCCGUUUGUCGAAGAAGGCGUGCACCCUCGUAUCUUGGUGCGCGCCGUGCGCUCGGCCGCCAAGCUCGCCGUCGACCGGAUUCGCGAGCUCGCUGUCAAGAUGGAUAACAAGUCGCCUCAAGAACAACGGGACCUGCUCCGCAAGUGCGCCGCCACGGCCAUGGCCUCAAAGCUGAUCCAUAGACAAAAGGACCACUUCUCCGCCAUGGUGGUCGACGCCGUCUUGUCUCUGGACGCCCCUCUGUUGCCUCUGGACAUGAUCGGCAUUAAGAAAGUAUCCGGCGGUGCUUUAGAAGACUCAUUCCUGGUAGAAGGAGUGGCGUUCAAGAAGACAUUCUCGUAUGCUGGCUUCGAGAUGCAACCCAAGAGCUAUGACUCCUGCAAGAUUGCGCUGCUGAACAUCGAGCUCGAGCUGAAGGCGGAAAGGGACAAUGCUGAGGUACGUGUGGACAACGUGAAGGAAUACCAGAAGGUGGUCGACGCCGAAUGGCAGAUCCUGUACGAGAAGCUUGAGGCGCUGCACAAGAGCGGAGCGAACGUGGUGCUGAGCAAGCUGCCUAUUGGGGACGUCGCCACGCAAUACUUCGCUGACCGCGACAUGUUCUGCGCGGGGCGCGUGCCGGACGAGGACCUGCGCCGCACGCAGCGCGCCUGCGGCGGCGCCGUGCUCAGCUCGACCCGCUCCCUCCCCGCCGAGGCGCUCGGCCACUGCGCACACUUCACCGAGAGGCAGAUCGGCAGCGAGCGGUACAACAUCUUCACCGGUUGCCCGGCGGCUAAGACCUGCACGAUGAUAUUGCGAGGUGGCGCCGAGCAGUUCUUGGAGGAGACCGAGCGCUCUCUGCACGACGCCAUCAUGAUUGUGCGCCGCAGCAUCAAGAACGACGCCCUGGUCGCUGGUGGCGGCGCAAUCGACAUGGAGAUCUCCAAGCACCUCCGCGAGUACUCGAAGGGCGUUGCCGGCAAGGAGCAGCUGCUACUGGCCGCCAUCGCCCGCGCCUUCGAGGCCAUCCCGAGGCAGCUGUGCGACAACGCAGGCUUCGACGCCACCAACCUGCUCAACAAGCUGCGCCAGAAACAUCAUCAGGGCGAGAAAUGGUACGGCGUGGACAUUCAGAAGGAGGACAUCGCGGAUAACUUCGCCAGCUGUGUGUGGGAGCCGGCCGUCGUGAAGAUCAACGCGGUUACUGCUGCCUGCGAGGCCGCCGCGCAGAUCCUGUCAGUAGACGAGACGAUCAAGAACGUGAAGGGUGGCGACGCCAUGCCCCAAGCCGGUGGCAUGCCCGCCGGCAUGGGCCGCGGCAUGGGCCGGCCGCGCAUGGGUUAAACUAUUUCAUCGGAUUUUUAAUAGAGUACUUUCUAUUUAUCAUCAUCAUAUCAGCCAGAGGGCGUCCACUGCUGGACGUAGGCCUCCCCCAAAGAGUGCCACAAUGACCGGUCUUGCGCCGCCCGCAUCCAGCGGACUCCCGCGACCUUUACCAGGUCGUCAGUCCACCUUGUGGGGGGUCUACCCACGAUGCCUUCCAGUACGUGGUCGCCACUCGAGAACCUUUCCGCCCCAAUGGCCAUCGAGUUGGCUCUGCCUGAUAUGAUGAUGAUGAUGAUUUUCUAUUUGUCCGUACCGAAAAUCUUCGGGUAUUUUAAUAAAGCCACAAAGCUUUUCAUAACUUUAGUGAGUUUCUGGAAACUUACGUAAAAAAGUUAUAUUUUCUUAAGAGCCCAUCGACGAGCUCACUAGCGCCACUGGUAAAUAAUUGUGAUUAUUUAAAUUUAACGAUAGAUAUUUAAAAAAGGGGCCGCUACGUACUGUAUUUUGUAUUUACGUACCUUUUGAAUACAUUAUAAUAGUUUUUACGUUACUCAGUUCGACAAUAUAUGCGUCCAAAGUUAAAACGGCCGUUUUUGUUUUGAGCUCAUAGAUCGACGAAUCCAGCAACAUAAAAACUAGUUGAUGUAUUCAAAAGGGACUUAAAUACACAAUACAGUACGUAGCGGCCCCCUUUUUUAACCCUUUACCAGGCUAAGGGUUAUAUAUUUCCCACCUACGGCACUUCAAACAUGUGUUCUAUUUUCGACGAGUAAGACUGACAUUCGAUUGUCAUUUUUGAAAUGUCAGCCUGGUAAAGGGUUAAAUAUCUAUCGUUAAAUCGUCGGGUGACAAGCAAAAGUCACUAAGUACUAUCAAAAAAUUUAAGUAACAAUGCGCUUUAUUACACUUAUAACACGGUUUAUUGUCCAAUAAUUUCAAUGGUGUUAGUUAGUGACUUUUGCUUGUCACCCGACGAAAUAUAAAUAAUUACAAUGAUUUACCAGUGGCGCUAGUGAGCACGUUGAUGGGCUCUUAACACAACCAAUAAUUAAACAAUUUAAAGUAUUACCAUUGCUGGUCCAAUAGCUUAUAUUUACUGAAAUGUAAAAUGUUUUAUUUCGUCAGGUGACAAGCAAAACUCACUAAUUACCACCACAAGUUCAUAGCCAUAGUGAACCAUGUUAGUACUCACAUAAGGUUGAUUUUUGUUUAAUAUUAUUUUAGUAAUUAGUGAGUUUUACUUGUCACCUGACGAUUUAUAUUAGCAAUGUCAGAGACUUCGAGUUAAUACAGAUUUUAUUCUGUUGGAAGCAUUUGUUUGAAUUAUUUUAUUAAUGAUAAUAACGCCUUUAGCCUUCACAAAUGUUUAGGAUGUAAGUUAGUUAAUAAAAUGUAACACACUACUA
Messenger RNA from Cydia splendana, 3132 nucleotides. RefSeq names its product T-complex protein 1 subunit eta (gene CCT7). The coding region runs from base 95 to 1744 and encodes 549 amino acids. NCBI's taxonomy places the organism in Eukaryota, Metazoa, Arthropoda, Insecta, Lepidoptera, Tortricidae. Gene Ontology annotation, cellular component: chaperonin-containing T-complex. Gene Ontology annotation, molecular function: ATP-dependent protein folding chaperone; ATP hydrolysis activity; ATP binding. Gene Ontology annotation, biological process: protein folding. The transcript is spliced from 14 exons. The record is from RefSeq and is a predicted model, not a curated record.